UGUGGUGAAAAGAGGAUCUCUCUACUCUGUUUUUUCCUUGAGAAAGAGGCAGGAUGAAAGAGAGGAGAGAGAAAAGGAGAGAGUAGAAACAGGAAGCGGAGGGGAAAACGGAGACGCCGGCCACACACUGGGCACUGGGAUCUGAGCGAGGAUGCAUGCAUGCAGGAGAAAAUCGAGAGCUUUCACCAAGGGAAAAAAAAACAUCAAAAGUCAGAAGACAAGGUAGGCGUCCUCCGACUGCAUGCACGCUGAUGCAGAUGGUCUGUUUACCGGAGAAAGCAGAACAAACACAGGAGAUGAGCACCGGGGGUCUGCAUGGAAGUCACCGAGAGGAAGGAACCUUGGAGCACCUGGAACUGGAAAGGAGACCGACGACGCGCGAGCUUGGAGGAGAGGACGAAAAAAACGGUCUAGCAAGAGAAGCGAACUGGAAUCUUCUGUCCUUGCUUCCAGCGCGCCAGGAAAUCGCGUUCUCCCUUGGAGAUAAAGAUACAGAAACGAAGCCGCAGAAAGAAACAGAAAGAGACCCUAGGGAGCUCGAAGUGUAGAGAGAGACAGAGAGAGGUAAAUGCGAUUCUGACAAGGAUUUACGUCAACGGGUCGACACAGAGAGGUAGAGAAACGUAUAGAAACGCGUCGACAAUCUGACAACCGUCGGAAAAGGAGAUCCUUCAGGACGAAAAAAGGUAGAGUUAUGACACCUCCAGAGAAAAAUCAACAUGGAGACGACAGAGGCAAACCGUCGCUGCCGGAGUCGACAGACUCCCUCGGAAGACCGGACGCAGCGAAGUGCCUUCUUCGGCCUUUCGAGAGAGAGAGACGCAACCGUCAGGUGUCUGUACACAUGAAUCUGAGAACUCUCUUCGGCACAUUCACGAGUUGGAGGCAGCGUCCAUCAUGUGGAUGAGAGACAGAACGUUAGAUUUGUUUGUCUCGACGAUGCAGCCGUCCAUGACCAUUUCGUCGAGAAUGAAAUGCGCUUUCUCCAAGUGGAACAUGAUGUCGAGUUCACAGACAUUUUCGAAAAACUUGUCCAGGGUCUCGACGAGGCAGUGAAUAAAUUCGAGAAUCGCCAGUUCGUUCAGCUCCUCGUCCUUCACACCGACAAUGAAGUAAAGACUCGCAUAUCUGAGAAAACAGGCGCGCACCACAUCCUGUACGAGAAAAACGCGUCUGACGAGCCUGAAGACUUCCAGGAGACCGCGGAUGAGCUCAAAAGGAAACUGCGCAUGUUCCUGCAGAAAGAACUUCUUUCUGUCUGCAGAGUCCCCGACGCGGGCGUCCUGGGGACAGCGCGCUGCGACAUGAAGAUCGAUUUACACGGCGACUACCACAGUGAAGGCAUUACGAUGUUCGCUCCGCUUGCAUGCAAGCAUAUGUUUUCCAAUACGGACGCCCCUCUCCGGCAAACAGCCGCACAAGUUGCGGAGACGGAAAAGCCGUUGGAGGGUCGCAAGGGACGCGGCUGUUUCUCCGUCGACCCAUAUAUCAGUGCGAUUUCCUGGCAAGCCGAGCAAAGCCUUGCGAAGGCGAUCCUUUCUGCUCCGCUCUAUUGUCUUUCUAAAGACUCUACACAGAAAAGAGCUCUUGGGAGCGGUCUUUCGUGUCAGCAAAGCUGCGACUCUGAGCUGUAUGUACACCCGCGUCUUUGCGAGUCCAGGCACAAGACUCGUUUUCGAGACAGCCGGGCGCGACAGUCGAAGACGCCGAGAGGCGAGUCUGUCCAGAGGGCGAGAGAGGAAGCGAGCAAGAAUGCAACAGGGGAAGCCUGUCCCGCGAAAGCACUCGGAGACUCCAAUCAUUUUCUAGAGACCUGCAAACGCAGCGAGGGCGGCUGGUCGGUAACAGGCGCGUUUCUGCUGUCUGUACACCGCGCGUAUAAAGGAGACUUUCCCGUGUCCGGCAGGAUGGUGCUCGUGCAUCCUUUGGGUUUGACAGCCCUCGCUGCAAAAUAUGUCUGUUUUCUUCCGUCUCCCGGUAUCUUCUCUUCUUCGUUUCUCCUCGGAUGCACGCGACUCUUCAACUCGUUUGCACCAGUGGACGGCGGCUCUCGUCUACCUCCUCUCUCGACAGCAGCUCUUCCUGCUUCGAGCUGCCGCGUCGUGUGCAGGGGCUGGGGCAGAGUGCCUGAGGCGAGGAGACUCUUCCCGGGAGCUGCCUCCGGACACCGAGAGCACGGAGGCAAGGGAGGACGCAGAGACAGGUCGACGGCAAGCAGAGAGACUGGGUGCAUGCAAGGAAGCGUAGCGGCGGUAGGGGCGUCCUUGAAGCCCAGUCUGUGUAGCUGGAGUCCAUGUUUUUCAAUUCCUCCCAACGCAAAUUUUCCAAAGAUCCCUCUGUGUCUCGCAAGGAAAGUUUCGACAAACGCGCGAGGUUUCUCGGGGAGCCCCCAAGCCGUCGAGGGCGGGCGAGGCGGCGGUGGCACAUCGACUCCAACAGGCAGUGCCGCGUCUGGCGAGAAGUCUCCUGUCUCUGACGUCGAUCGCAGUUUUGUACAACGCUUGAGCGAAGCUGGAGGCGCAUCUAUUCUUGACGGAAAAGCGUUUUUCCUUGUCGACGUCAGAGAACCGGCAGAGCUUCAGACUCUAGGGUGCAUACCCGGAGCGGUGAACAUUCCUCUCGGGCGCCUUGAGGAGGCUUUCAGAAUGCAUGCAAAGUGCUUUGAGGAAGAAUUCCACCGUCCGAAGCCCGAUCCAGACGUCACUAUCGUUGUCUACUGCCAAAGAGGUAUCCGAUCAGCGAGGGGCUGUGAAAUGCUUGCACAUUUGGGUUUCCAGACGCUGAACUACCGCGGCUCUUACUCGGACUGGAGUGCUGCCCUUGAGGCUGAGAAAAAGUGAAAAUUCUUUUUCGCAGGGCG
Messenger RNA from Toxoplasma gondii ME49, 2860 nucleotides. RefSeq names its product rhodanese family domain-containing protein. NCBI's taxonomy places the organism in Eukaryota, Apicomplexa, Conoidasida, Eucoccidiorida, Sarcocystidae. The transcript has 6 exons. Gene Ontology annotation, cellular component: mitochondrion. The record is from RefSeq and is a predicted model, not a curated record. The coding region runs from base 975 to 2840 and encodes 621 amino acids. Gene Ontology annotation, molecular function: thiosulfate-cyanide sulfurtransferase activity.